Messenger RNA from Malania oleifera, 2559 nucleotides. Its product is annotated as nuclear transcription factor Y subunit A-7. The record is from RefSeq and is a predicted model, not a curated record. Gene Ontology annotation, biological process: regulation of transcription by RNA polymerase II. The coding region runs from base 1336 to 1968 and encodes 210 amino acids. Gene Ontology annotation, molecular function: DNA-binding transcription factor activity, RNA polymerase II-specific; RNA polymerase II cis-regulatory region sequence-specific DNA binding. The transcript has 5 exons. Lineage: Eukaryota; Viridiplantae; Streptophyta; Magnoliopsida; Santalales; Ximeniaceae. Gene Ontology annotation, cellular component: CCAAT-binding factor complex.
ACACCGAUGAUCCCUGAAGGGGAAUGCUGAAGGAAGCAAUUGGCACCUCAAUAUGUUGAGAAAUUUUCUCUAUAUAUUCCCUGAGAUUCAUUUGACUGUUGAGAAGGUGGCUAGAGAAAUUAAUUUUGGAAUUAAUUUUUUUUAAAAAAAUUCUGAAUAUACUUUGUUAACUAUACUGAGACUGCUGAGUGUUAGCUUCAAGAUUGUCAACCUUCAACAUUCUCUUGUCAUAACUUUGUCUCAUGUCAGGAGGAAAUCUUGAAAUAUUCUCCAUGAUGCUCUGAUUUUCUUUCAAGUUUGAAAUCUUUUUCAAAUGCUGAAUCAAUGUCAAUCCUUCAAGAUGUUAACGUUUAAGUUCCAAACCUUCUUCUCUUGAUGUUGCGUUGGGGAACACGGAUUUCAAGCUUUGAAUUUAGAGUUGGGUGGAUUUCUAUAAAACCCAAACUGGGGAUGUGGGUAUUUAAUUCCAUCUUUAUAUGAUAGUUAAAUUCAAAAACUGCACACUAUCUUUGAGAUUUAUAAGACAAACAAAUUAACAGUGACUGGAAAUGAUCUGUUCACAAAUCUUUGUGUAAGGAUUUGGAAAUUCUAAGAUUCUAACAUCCUUCAGUAUGAAUUACAUUUAUCCUCAGUAAAAUUGUGAAAAGUAACAGAUGCUAGUAGAUUGAUUUAAAAUAUAAAAAUCAUUAAUAAAGUUUUGGGGUUAAAAAUGAGAAUCCAUCCAUUUUCUUUUCAAGUUUGCUAAUGUGAACAUUGUGAAUUUGAGAAAGUUGCAAGAAAAUUCAUACCAGAGACAGAAGAGGGAGAUAAAAUAGUCAGGCAGAAGAGAAUGACUCCUAGAUCAGCUGUUCCUCUAAAUAAAAUAUUUUCAAGGACAAAAAUGUCAUUGAACAAACAUUGCUCCUUCUCCUGAUGAUAUACUAUUCCAUUCUUGUUAGUGGUCAGAUGAUGGGACAUCUUUCUGUAAUAUUUUUCUCAACAUUUUACGAAUUUUGAGUUAAUGUCAGGGCUUAAGACUAAUUUAGCGAAGUUCGAUCUUGUUGCUAUUUUGAGUCCAAAAGUGUCUUCUAGGUUUGCUGCUUUUGUAGACUGUGAGAUUCUGUACUGGCCUUUUACUCAUUUAGGAGCUCCUUUGGGCAAGAAUCCUUGGUCUGAGAGGAAUGUGGAUUUCUCAUCCUAUUUGUACAUUCUUCUAGCUUAAUGAAUUCCUUUUCUAUUAAAAAAAGAAAAGGAAAUAGACUAAAGCUACUAUAAUCAUUUCUCCCUAAGCAGGUGUUGUAUAAAUGUUACCUGCUCCAUCUUGCGGUAGAGAAAGCAAGUCUAAAGUCGGCCUUAAUGAACAAAUCUCCUGGCUGGCUACAAGACUUCACAGAGUAUAGUGAAGCAGAUGAGCAGCAAAAGCACUCUGAACCACAAAUUCAGUCAUCUCCCGUUAGUGCUGUGUCCUAUCAUACAAUCACGAAUCCAAACAUUCAAUAUUCAACACCAUCAGAACUUGGCGCGGGACAUGUUAUGGCACAAGCAGGUUAUCCGUAUCCAGAUCCCUACUACAGAAGCAUCUUUGCUCCCUGUGAUGCACAACCUUAUCCUACACAGCCUUAUGGUGCACAGCCAAUGGUUCACCUUCAGUUGAUGGGAAUUCAGCAAGCAGGAGUUCCUUUGCCAUCAGAUGCAGUUGAGGAGCCUGUGUUUGUAAAUGCAAAACAAUAUCAUGGCAUCUUGCGACGCCGACAAUCUCGCGCAAAAGCUGAAUCAGAAAAUAAAGCCCUCAAGUCUAGGAAGCCGUACUUGCAUGAAUCUCGACAUCUGCAUGCAUUGAGAAGAGCCAGAGGAUGCGGAGGCCGAUUCCUCAAUUCAAAGAAAAAUGGGGACCAAGAGAAUGAGGUGGCAUCAGGUGACAAAUCUCAGUCGAAUAUCAAUCUUAAUGCUGGUAAAAAUGACAUUGCUUCCUCAGACAGUGCAUCUUAAUGUUUUGGAAGCAAUUACUAAUUACUAUACUGUGCACGUGAUGGCAUAUUCAUCUACAGUGGUCGGGAAACUAUGGUCCUUAACCAGCUAUGAUAGUCUUGGUAGUUGGUAUUGCUGGUGGGUCUCGUUGAAUGUGUACUCCCAACUCCAUGGUGUGUAUAAAGCUUUUUAGUUGAAGAUUUGUAGGGAGGUUCUGAAAAAGAAAAUGCAGGCUAGAGUCUUUUGGAAGGACUGACAAUUAUUUAUCUUGCAGUGGAUUUUCUUCUUAGCUUUAGUUCCUUUUGUUCCUUGUCUUUUUGUUUAUGUCAUUGGGAGGGAAUGCUGGCUAAGUUUGCUGUAUGGUCAUUUCUCUCACUUGGGUCUGUGCAGAGGUUUGAGAUUUUUUUUCAAAAAAUUGGGUUAGUUGAGUCAUGUUAAUUGUUUGGAUUGAUUAUGGUCCAUUAGCUUAGCAAGGACUUGUUUUUCGCUGUGUAAUAUAGUCUCAUUCACUGUUUAGUUAAUUUGUAAUCGUGAUUUUUUUUUUUUGGAGUAUUUGGAUUCUGUUCCAGUGAAUGUUUUUGAAUAAUAGACUGUUGGUGCAUGUAUUGGAAA